Molecule: messenger RNA, 1978 nt
Organism: Phascolarctos cinereus (koala)
Lineage: Eukaryota; Metazoa; Chordata; Mammalia; Diprotodontia; Phascolarctidae
Gene: KCNK12
Product: potassium two pore domain channel subfamily K member 12
Biological process (GO): stabilization of membrane potential; potassium ion transmembrane transport
Cellular component (GO): plasma membrane
Molecular function (GO): outward rectifier potassium channel activity; potassium ion leak channel activity
Source: RefSeq, a predicted model, not a curated record
GCUAAGGUAGAGGACGCUUUUCCCUGGACCUUGCUUGGCUGCCGGCUCUAAACCCGCUGCCGAGCAAGGGAGAGAAAGGGCCAGAGCCAAGGAACCUCCGAAGGCUGCAUCUGGCUUGCUGGGUUGCUUUCAUGGGACGUGACUGGGGGUUCUCUCCUACACCUGCCGCCUCACAAUCCUAGGCGCCUGGAGUCGGGUCCCGGAGUAAGGAGCUCCUCCCUGCCCCCAGCUCUGUGGCUUCCCCAGAGAGGAGUAUGAGGGACGGAGAUCAGCGGGUCCCGGCCACGGGGCGGCAGGGAGCUAGCUGGAUAGUCCUGAGCCGAAGGGAGGAGGAAGAGGAGAGUGGUGAGUUGAUCAGGCGUCGGGGGUCUGAGACGGGUAUCCUGGCCCCGCAGCGCUCAAAGCAAAUCACAGCCCCUGUGCCAGAGCAGAAGGGGCAGUCAACUCCGCUGUGUGCCUAGAGGCUCAGGGGAGACGGCGGGAGCCGCCCUUCCGGCAGCAGCCGACUGGCCCUUCGGGGUGGUGUUUAGGGGCUCUGCGGAAGGCUGGAAAGACGGGGUGAGGCUCGGCUCUCCCCAGCCCUAUUGUCACCAUCCUUGCUCUCCUUCUUCCUCGGGCGGGAUCCUUUCCGUGCGACCCGCUGGGGGGAUGCAUCGCCUCCAGCCGAGCAUGCUACCCCCGAGGGGCUGAGGUCCGGACCAUGUCAGCCCGGAGUCCCCGGCCCCAGUCCCGCCGCUGCCGCCGCCUCCUGCUCUGCUGCUGCUGCUGCGGCCGCCGCUCUCACCUCAACGAGGACACUGGCCGCUUCGUUCUGCUGGCCGCGCUCAUCGGCCUCUACCUGGUGGCUGGUGCCACUGUCUUCUCUGCGCUGGAGAGUCCCUCUGAGGCGGCGGCGCGGGAGCGCUGGGGCGCGACGCUGCGCAACUUCAGCGCGGCGCACGGCGUGGGCGAGGAGGAGCUGCUCGCUUUCCUUCGAGACUAUGAAGCUGCUUUGGCUGCAGGUAUCCGAGCUGACGCUCUCCGUCCGCGCUGGGACUUCACCGGAGCUUUCUACUUCGUGGGCACCGUGGUGUCAACUAUAGGUUUUGGUAUGACUACCCCCUCGACCGUGGCUGGGAAAGCCUUCCUCAUUGCAUAUGGCCUGUUUGGGUGUGCAGGGACCAUCCUCUUCUUUAACCUCUUCUUGGAGCGUAUCAUCUCUCUGCUGGCAUUCAUCAUGAGGGCCUGCCAUGAACGGCAGCUACGCCGGAGCGGUCUGCUGCCCCCCAACUUCCGCCGUGGCUCAGCGCUGUCAGAGGCAGACAGCCUGGUGGGCUGGAAGCCCUCUGUCUACCACGUAAUGCUGAUCCUGGGCAUCUUUGCCAUCCUCCUCUCCUGCUGUGCCUCUGCCAUGUACACCAGCGUGGAAGGCUGGAACUACAUGGACUCUCUCUACUACUGUUUUGUGACUUUCAGCACCAUUGGCUUUGGGGACCUGGUCAGCAGCCAGCAGGAGGCCUACAGGAAUCAAGGGCUGUACAGGCUGGGCAAUUUCCUCUUCAUUCUCAUGGGCGUGUGCUGCAUCUAUUCCCUCUUCAAUGUCAUCUCCAUCAUCAUCAAGCAGGUUCUGAACUGGAUGCUGAAGAAACUCAGCUGCCAAUGUUGCAACCGAUGCCGGAGGCCCAGUUCCCGCCUGGGAAGACGCAAUGCCAUUACCCCUGGCUCCCGCUUCCGCCACCACCUCACUGCGAUGGAGGCUGAUGGGCACUAUGACAGCGAUGCGGAGGGCCGGAGGUUAUCAGGAGAGAUGAUCUCCAUGAGGGACCUGAUUGCUUCCAACAAGGUCUCCCUGGCCCUCCUGCAGAAGCAGCUGUCAGAGACAGCCAAUGGCUAUCCCCGAAAUGUGUGUGUCAACACACGGCAGAAUGGCUUCUCGGGGGGUGUGGGGGCUCUUGGGAUCAUGAACAAUCGACUGGCAGAAACAAGUGAUUCCAGGUAG